Molecule: messenger RNA, 749 nt
Organism: Paramecium pentaurelia
Lineage: Eukaryota; Ciliophora; Oligohymenophorea; Peniculida; Parameciidae
Source: the annotation of a GenBank genome assembly
AUGCUUGUAAUGAUGAAGAUAGAUCUCAGAAAUCAAUGCUUCGAGAAUAUUAGGAUGAAGAAUACUUCUUUGAUUGGUGGUAACUUUGUACGAUGUAAUUUGAAUGAAUCAGAAUUUGAGAAUGUGGAUAUUAGCGGAGUCAAUUUUAAUGGAGCUUAGAUGUUCAAUUGUAAAUGGAAAAACAUUAAAGUCCAUGAAUUAAAUAAGUUGGAUGGUCAUAGUAAUUGUGUGAAUUCAGCCUGUAUUUCUCCUGAUGGAAAUACAUUAGCUUCUGGUAGUGGUGAUUAGUCUAUCCUUCUAUGGGAUGUCAAAACAGAAUAAUAAAAAGCCAAAUUAGAUGGUCAUAGUGAUUGUAUUAACUCAGUCUGUUUCUCUCCUGAUGGAAAUAUUUUUGCUUCUAGUAGUUGGGAUAACUCUAUCCGUCUAUGGGAUGUUUAGAAUGGAAACGAAAUUUCAUCAACUGACAAAAAAUAUAAAGAUAUUCUUGCUUAUUUUAAAAUACCACUUAAGCAUAGCUCAUUAUUACCCAAUGGUAUUUGUUAUUUAUUAUUAUUUAAGUUGAUCCAGAUCAUACAAUACUUAGAAUUUGUUAGAAUCCUUUAUUAGAAGCAUCAGGUACACUUAUCUUAUAAGGAGAAUUUAUAAAACAUUAAGGAAAAGAUUUGAAACCUUUAUUAAAAUCAAAAGGUAGUUAUAUCUUGGAGAACUAAUUAACAAAAUAGAAUAAUGACCAAUUCAUAUUAUCAUGA